CGGGGCUCCGGGCCCCGCCUCCUCUCCCGUGAAGCGCUGACGCUGAGGGUCGCCGCGCAGCCUCCUCCGGGAGCGGCGCCGGAAGCCGGGUCAGCCCGGGGGUCGCGAGAUUGAGUCCCGGGAUGGCGCGCCAGGUGCCCAUCAGCUUUAAGGACCUGGCCGUGCGAUUCUCGGAGGAAGAGUGGCGGCUCCUACAGGAGAGAGAGAGGGAGUUCUACCGAGACGUGAUGCGGGAGAACUACGAGACACUGGUCUCUGUGGGGACAGCGGAGCUGCUUCCCCUCUCCGCUUUCCUGUCACCUACAGAGCCUGGAAGAGCCCCGGGGACAGAGAACUGCGCUGGACAGGGGCAGGGGCCUCCUGCAGGGGCUAGCCCCCAUGGAGGACAGCCCCAGCACAGCCUACACCUCACCGCCCUGGUGCAGCUGGUGAAGGAGAUCCCAGAGUUCUUGUUCAGGGAAGUCAAGGGCACUGAAGAUAGCCCUGAGAGCCGGGGAGCCAGCCUGGAUGGAGAGCGAGUGAGCCCCAGGGCAGCAGCUGUGGCGGCAGAGGCCUGCCCUCCUCCAGGCGUGCUCACCUGCCUUCCGGAGAGGCCCCCAGAGAGGCCCCCGAGCCGCACGGGCCUGGCCACCACACCUGCAGGCAGCUCCUCUUCAAGUGGCCCUCCAGGAGAGCCGGGGCAGGGAAGCCCCCUCCCCAUCAGAACUGCUGACAAACCUCAGCCUCCUGGAAAGGAAGGCCCUGGUGAGGAGCCCAGCCCGCCCACCUGUAGCCCUAGCCAUAGGAAGGGCCAGAGAAGACUGGAGAGAGGGACUGCGGGGCCAGGAAUCUCUCCCAGAAACAGCCCCUUGCAAGGCCUCGUCAACUGCCUCAAAGAAAUCCUCGUGCCUGCGCCCCAGCGCACUGAGGCAGCUCUGAGCUUGCAGCCUUCCCUCCCUCCCCGGAGUGUUUCCAAGCACACACAGGUGGAGAUGCCCGGGUGCCCGCCCUGGCCAGUGAAGACCGAGGCGGCCUCGGCGGCGGAGGACUGUCCCCUCAAGGGUCUGCUCAACUGCCUGAGGGAGAUCCCAGAAGCCCGGCACCAGCGUCCCAGCCCCUCAGCACCAGGGGAGCCAUGGCCACCAGAGGACACAGGGGCCUGGAAGAGGAAUUCUGGAGGUCACAGACGCCUCCACACCCCUCCGCCCCGCCCUGGCCCCGGCGGCACAUUCCCUGUGGUGAAGGUGGAGGACAGCUGGACCCAGAGCCCCCUGGGGCCUGCAUCAUGCCAGCUCAGCAGGCAAGGCUACAGUUCCUCCACCGCUGCAGACACCAGAAGGGGCCGAGUACCCCUGUGGGGCCCCACAAGUCAAGCCAGCAGGGCCUCAAGCUCACCCCUGGAAGCGCUGGAGGCCUGCCUGAAGGGCAUUCCCUCAGCUGGACCAUCACCUCCCCAGCUGGUGGCUGCUUCUUGGUCCCGGAGCCCCCAGCCAGGAGAUGCUGGGUCUCACAAGCCGGAGCUGCAGCCUCAAGGAUCGCACAGUGAAGAGGCCACGACGGAGCCCCUGCCACCGCUGGGCCUGCGGGGCUGUGUGAGAGAGGGCCCCAGCCAGCCCCCCGGCCCCCAGGGCACUCCCACCAGCUUCUCCUCCACCAGCAGCAUUGACGGCGACCUAGACUUCGGGAGCCCUGGGUACAGCCAGGGCCAGCAGUUUGGAAAAGGAUACCUGCCAGGAAGUUCCCCGCUCCAGAGCCUAGAGAACUGUCUCAGAGAGAUCCCUGUGCCCAGGCUGCAGCCUGCCUGGUCCUCUUCCUCUGCCGUGGACAGGGGACUGAGGAGGACGGAGCCCAGGAACUGGACAGCAGACAAGGAAGGACUAAGGGCUGAGGCCUGUGAGCCAGCCCGUCUCAGGCAGGGUGGGGGAGAAGUGCCCACCAGGAGCCUCCGUCUAGCCAGCCCACAGGCCUUCACCUCCAGCUGCAUGACCACCUGCCACCAGCGAAGGCCCAAAGAUCCAGGGCCCCCCAGGCCAGGCCCGUGGAGGUGGCUGCAAGAUGGGACAGCCACCAUGCCCUCCCCCCUGCACUGCCUGGAGAGCUCUCUGAAGGGGAUCUUGCCUAUGAAGCCCUUGCGCUUUACCUGCUUGGCCGGCCCUGGCCCCAGCCCCAGCCCCUGCUCUAGCUUGAGCCUCAGCAGCUCUGAUGGAGAAGACCUGAGGCUGGAUCCCGAGCUCUGGCAGCCACCCCUCCAGGAGAGAGACCACCUUCCCAGCUGCAAGCGUCCUCUCUCUGUGUCCCCUGCCCCGGGAGGGUCUCCCAGAGGUGGCGGCGGCGGUGGCAGCAGCAGCAGCAGCUGUGUUGGGGGACACCCUGAGGGACCACAGCCCAAGGACUAUGGCAGCCUCAGUACAGGAAAAACAGAAGAGGGGACAAUGGAGGUCAGGUCCCUGCCACCCAGGGGAGAAGAGGGUGCAGAGAGCCCUGGCCAUCCUGGCCCUCUGUGCAGUGGUGGAGAAGUAGAGGCCACUGGGCAUUCUAGUCCUGCCCCACGGCCAGAGGAAUAUCCUGUGCCCAGGGAGGAAGAAGAACCCAAGGGCCUGGAACCAGGACAUGGAACACCCCACGUUGCAGAUCCGUCCCAAGGUGGGCUGCUGUCCAAGGACCCCCUGGAACCUCCCAGCAAGUCCCCCCCACCCACAGCUGCCCCUCACCUGCCGCCGUGUCCCUGUGGGGGGGCCCUGCAGCAGGAGCUGCGCAGCCUCGGUGCUGCUCUCGAGGCGAAGCUGGACCGGCUGGCUGCGGCCCUCGUGGGCCUGACUCAGGAAGUGGCCACCAUGAGGACCCAGGUGGACCGGCUGGGGAGGCGGCCCCGGGGCCCCGGGCCCAAGCCGUGGGCCCUUCCUCGGGGACCUCGGUGGGCCAGUGGUCUGGGUCACAGACACCUGCCCUACUGGAGACAGAAGGGCCCCACCAGGCCUAAACCAAAGAUCUUGCGGGCCCAGGUGGAAGGUAGCAGGUCCGCUGACCUCCAGGGCCUCUCCAGAGGGAAGGCCUACCUGGUGCCUCCACCGCCUCCAGCUGCUCCUCCCACAGAACCUUCCAGGCCCAGCGUCAGCCCAGCCCAGCAGCCCCCCUCUUCAGCACCCAGCUGCCACGCUGCGCUGCCUGGACAGCCCCUCCUUGGACACGCUGGGCGCCACCAGAGCCCUCCUCCACCCUUAGUACCUGCUGCCUUGUCUCCUCGGGUGACCCCCCCUGCAACCAGUUCGGAUACAGACCCGCUGACUUCAGGGUUGUCACCGAUCAGCACCCCAAACAAGCCCAAGGAGCCAAGCAGCCUUGUGGGGGGAGGCCUCCGGGAGGACCUGUGGGGUGGUGAACACCGGGACCCACGGUGGGGGGCCCGUUAGCUACUCGCUGUCAGUCAGCUUGUCUUCCUGGCGUGCCCGCCCGGGCAGCCUCUCUGUCGGGUCCCCUCUCCCGCUGGGCCCUCAGCCCUGCUCCUGGACGCACAGACCCAUGGUGGUGUCUGCGCUCAAGGCCCCGUGGCGAUGUUUCUAGCCACACCUCAGGGUUUCUUGGCUCAGGGUCGGCCAGAUGCUCCCCUGACCUCUCCAGAGCCGUCCCGCGGUGGGCCAGUGGCAUGCGCAGCAUGGCCAUGAGGCACCCUCCACCAGCCCCUCCUGAUCGCCAGCACAGAUCUCCUUUUGGAAGAACCAAUGUGGUUUAAACCAGAUUUACUCACACGGAUUCUAGAACAUGAGCUACUAAAGAAAGGCCCUUGGCUCCCAUCCAGUAGUGCUCAGCGAGACCCACGCGGGGGCCAUGGCUGACAUGACUGUGUCACCAGUACCGCCAGAGCGCGCGCACACACA
Molecule: messenger RNA, 3854 nt
Organism: Dipodomys spectabilis (banner-tailed kangaroo rat)
Lineage: Eukaryota; Metazoa; Chordata; Mammalia; Rodentia; Heteromyidae
Gene: Krabd3
Product: KRAB-A domain containing 1
Exons: 18
Coding region: 123-3389 (1088 amino acids)
Biological process (GO): regulation of DNA-templated transcription
Source: RefSeq, a predicted model, not a curated record